This is a messenger RNA of Orcinus orca (killer whale), 15414 nucleotides long. It is a transcript of the gene CHRNE, whose product is annotated as cholinergic receptor nicotinic epsilon subunit. The coding region runs from base 13731 to 15284 and encodes 517 amino acids. Gene Ontology annotation, biological process: regulation of membrane potential; chemical synaptic transmission; signal transduction. The transcript has 12 exons. The record is from RefSeq and is a predicted model, not a curated record. Gene Ontology annotation, cellular component: synapse; neuron projection; postsynaptic membrane. Lineage: Eukaryota; Metazoa; Chordata; Mammalia; Artiodactyla; Delphinidae. Gene Ontology annotation, molecular function: transmembrane signaling receptor activity; acetylcholine-gated monoatomic cation-selective channel activity.
AGGAAGAAAGAAGUGGGGUUUCAUGGAACUGAACCUGAGUUUCAGCAGGUGGAAUGGAAUAUUUCUAUCCAGUGUUUGUAUGGUAAAGCCACUAGCUGGGCCAGCCCCUGGGGCCUCUCGGACUCUAAGCGUGAGUGCUCCGUCAGGGGGCUAUGAUGGUUUGGUGGCUCUAGCUCUGGAUCAUUUCUGGGAGAGAUGGGUAAUUGUUCUUUGAGCUCCCUAGACUGGAUUGUUACUGCAUGUAAGUUCCCUACAACCCUGCCAAAGCUAUGAUGAUACUUUGUUUUAAUGUCUGUCUACCCCUCUAGACGGCAAGCUUUGGGACAGCAGGCACUCAGAAACAUGGCCCGUGCUCUAGGGGGUAGAAACUACUGCAUGGAUUGAAGGGAAUGACCACAUCAAAUAAGACACCGCCUUGGCUUGUCUCUCUGUGUCUCAUACCUCACUUUUAUUUGCUUCCUCUAGUGUCUUUUUAUUAUAGUCUUAACAACGAUCCUGCCAAAAUACUACCUGCACAUUUUGCUGAAAAGAGGCCGUUUUUGGAGAAUGUACUGGCCCUGCUCUGUCACUCAACAAUGCCAGUCCAGCCACAUUUCUGCAGGGAUCAUGUUCACUGUUGUGUAUUUUGUUCACUGUUGUAGCUCCAGUGCCUGGCAUAGUGUUUAAUAAAUAUUUAUCGAAUAGUGAAUGAAUGUAAGCAGAGGAGGCAGAAAACAGUGGGUAGGGUCUGUGAUGUCCUUUGUUGAACAGAAACUCUCUUCUUAUUUAUUUAUUUAAAAAAUUUAUUUUAUUGAAGUAUAGUUGAUAUAGGAUGUUGUGUUAAUUUCUGUACAGCAAAGUAAUUCAGUUUUGUAUCUAUAUAUAUGCAUUCUUUUUCAUAUUUUUUUCAAUUAUGGUUUAUCACGGUAUAUUGAAUAUAGUUCCCUGUGCUAUACAGUAGGACCUCUUUUAUUUAUUUAUUUAUUUAUUUAUUUAUUUGGCUGUGUCGGGUCUUAGUUGCAUCAUGCAGGAUCUUUUGUUGCGGCCAGUGGGCUCUUUGUUGCGGCGUGUGGACUUCUCUCUAGUUGUGGCACCUGGGCUCCAGAUUGCACGGGCUCAGUAGUUGCGGCACAUGGGCUUAGUUGUCCCGAGGCAUGCGGGAUCUUAGUUCUUCCACCAGGGAUCGAACCUGUGUCCCCUGCAGUAGAAGGCGGAUUCUUAACAACUGGACCUCCAGGAAAAUCCCCAGUAGGACCUUGUUGUUCAUCCAUUCUCUAUGCAACAGUUUGCGUCUGCUAAUCCCAAACUCCCAAUCCAUCCAUUCCCCCGACCACCUGCAACCACAAGUCUGUUCUCUAUGUCUGUGUGUCUGAACAGAAAUUAUUUUUUUUUUUGGAGCAGGGAAAGGUUUAUUGCAGGACCAUGCAAGGAGAUGAGUGGCUCAGGCCCAAAGAAACCCCAGGCUCCUGAACAGAGAUUCUCAAUUUUAAUGUAUUCAAAUCCAUCCAUGUUUCCCUUUAUGGUUUGUGGGUUUGGUAUUUUGUUUAAGAAGAUUCCACCUCAAGGUCACAAAGAUACUCUCCUACAUUUUCUUCUGUUAGCUUUGUAGUUUUACCGUAUGUUUUAAAGUCCUUAAUCUCUCUGGAGUUUACUUUUGUAUAUGGUAUGAGGUAGGGAUACAGCUUUUUUUUUUCUUUUUUCCUCCGUAGCAUGAGGUGGCUACGUACCCUAUCCGCUAACCUACCUUGAUCCCACUGACAUCAUCCGACCUUUAUCCUAUAUCAAGCUUCCAUAGGCACAUGGGCUGUUUCUUCACUCUCUGGUCAGUUUCCUCCUCUUGUCAGUUACUGAGCAACACCAACUGUGUGUGUGUGUGUUUGCUGUUGUUUGUUUGCUAUGGCUUUCAUGAUAUGUUUUACUCUUUGGCAGGGUGAUUCACUCAUCUUUUCUCUUCUUUUUCAAAACCAAUGUGGCUAUUCAUGUACCUCUAUACUGUCAUAUACAUUUUGGAAUAAGUUUGUCAAGUUCCUGAAAAUAUAACAUAUAUUAUUUUAGGGAGAAUUAACAUCUUUAUAAUAUUGAGUUGACCCAUCCAAACAAAUAGUUGGUCUAUUUAUACCGAAACUUCAUGUCCUUUAACAGUUUCAAUUUUUUUCCAAAAACGCUUUAUGUAAAUGUAAAGGACAUUCUUAAUUAAGUUCUGAAUACUUCAUAUAUCUUAUUACUGUUAUGAAUGAUAUUUUGUUUUCUAUAAUUCCUAGUUGAUUAAAAUUGUAAUGGAUAGCUAUUAGUAUUAAAUUUUUCCUGUAGCCAUCAAAAUCCCUGACUCUCCUAUUGGUUCGAAUAGUUUGCUUAUUGUUUCUGAUAGAUUUUCUACAUAGGUGAUCAUAUCAUCACAGGUGACAACAGGUUUACCUUUACCUUUCCUGUCUCUAUACUGCUUAUUUCUUUUUCUUAUCUUAGCACAUGGGUCAGGACCCCCAAUGUUGCAGUAGUGGCAAUCCCAUCUUAUACCCAGGUUUACAGGGAGGGAAUCAUUAAAUAUGUUAAUUAUAGGGUUGUUUUGUUUUGUUUGGCCAUGCCACAAGGCAUGUGGGGGGUCUUAGUUCCCCAACCAAGGAUUGAACCCAUGCCCCCUGCAUUGGAAGCAUGGAAUUUUAACCACUGGACCACCAGGGAAGUCCCCUAUAGGUUUGGUUUUUUAAAUUAAUUAAUCAGUUUAUUUUUGGCUGCAUUGGGUCUUUAUUGCUGUGCAUAGACUUCCUCUAGUUGCGGAGAGCAGGGGCUGCUCUUCGUUGUGGUGCAUGGGCUUCUCAUUGCGGUGGCUUCUCUUGUUGUGGAGCACAGGCACUAGGUGUGUGGGCUUCAGUAGUUGCAGCAUGCAGGCUCUGUACUUGUGGCUUGCAGGCUCUAGAGUGCAGGCUCAGUAGUUGUGGUGCACGGGCUUAGUUGCUCUGCGGCCUAUGGGAUCUUCCCAGACCAGGGCUCAAACCCGUGUCCCCUGCAUUGGCAGGCAGAUUACUUUUUUUUAAGUUUAUUUAUUUUAUUCAUUUAUCUCUGGCUGCAUUGGGUCCUGGCCACUGCACGCGGGCUCCCUCCAGUUGCGACGAGCGGGGGCUACUCUUUGCUGUGGCGCUCAGGCCUCUCAUUGUGGUGGCCUCUCCUAUUGCGGAGCACAGCCUCCAGGCGCUCAGGCUUCAGUAGUUACAGCACAUGGGCUUCAGUAGUUGUGGCCUGUGGGUUGUAGAGCGCAAACUCGGCAGUUGUGGCGCACAGGCUCAGUUGUUUCGCAGCAUGUGGGAUCUUCCCGGACCAGGGCUCGAACCCGUGUCUCCUGCAUUGGCAGGCAGACUCUCAACCACUGCGCCACCAGGGAAGCCCAGCAGGCAGAUUCUUAACCACUGCGCCACCAGGGAAGUCCCCCUACACGUUUUUAAUAUAUGGUCUUUCAACGUAGAUAAGUUGUUUCUAUUCCUAGUUUUCUGAAGUUUUAAAGAUUAAAAUUAGGCUUCCCUGGUGCCGCAGUGGUUGGGAGUCCGCCUGCCGAUGCAGGGGACACGGGUUCUUGCCCCGGUCCGGGAAGAUCCCACAUGCUGCGGCGCGGCUGGGCCCAUGAGCCAUGGCCGCUGAGCCUGCGCAUCCGGAGCCUGUGCUCCGCAAUGGGAGAGGCCACAACAGUGAGAGGCCCACGUACAGAAAGAAAAAAAAAAAAAAAAAAUCAGGCAUUGCACUCUGAGCUUUUCCUAUUUCAAAUUAUGCAAUCAUGUGCUCUUUCUCCUUUAUUCCACUAAUGUAAUUAAUAAUAGUGGUAGAUUUUCUGAUGAUAAACCAUUUGAAUCGGUAGAAAUGGUCUCAGCUGCAUGUAACAGAAUACCAGUAAUUGUAUCUUAAAACCUAAGGGCAGUAACUUCUUCUAAUUUUUUUUUAAAUUUUAUUUCUUUAUUUUGGCCGCUCAUUGUGGCUUGAGGGUUCCCAACCAGGGAUUGAACCCGGGCCCUUGGCAGUGAAAGUGCGGAGUCCUAACCACUGAACUGCCAGGGAAUUCCCAAAGGGCAGUAACUUCUUAACAAGCAGUCUGGAGAUGGACCAUCUCAGGUUGGUCCAGCAGCUUGAUGGUGUCAUCCAGUAGAAGGGGUCCAUCGUUCUAUUUUGCCAUCCUCAGCACACUGGCUUUUUGUCCUCAUGCUAGUCACCUCAUGAGUGCAAGCUGGCUACCACAUUCAAAGGCAUAAAUCUGGUGGUGAAAGGGAAAGAGCAGGAAAAGAAGCACAAAACUGCCUAACCAUAAGUGACUGUCCUUUCACCAGAAAGGUUAAAGUUUCACAGACUCCUGCUCCCCCAGCUGACUUGUCCUGGUGUCAUUAGUCAGAAACGGAUCACGGUGCUUCUGGCUGCAAGAGAGGUUUGCAUUCUGAGUGUCUGGCAGGGGAGCAGGGAAUGGCUGUGACUAAUGGUGACUUAGCCCUGGGGUCUGGGGCACACAUGCUAUUCCCAGCAAGAUGGGGUUCUGUCAGGGAGGAAGAAUGUGGAGUGGCACAUCAUCCUGGCAUUCCCAGGGCAAACUUGACUUAAUCAGUUUGGAUAAUCUCUUUUCCAAUAAACUUUGGAUUUGGUUGGCCUGUAUUUUAUAUAGGAUUUUCACAUUUAAUGUUCCUAAGUGAGUGAAGCCUAUAUUUUUAUUUUCUUGUCUAUCCUUAGCUGGAGUAAAAAUUUCAUAAAACUCGUUGGCUUGCCUUCUUUUUCUAUUUUCCAGAACAAAUAAUAUAAAAUACAGAUGAUCUGUUCCUUGAAAGUUUGGUAGAACUCAUCCAUAAAGCUACCUGGGUGUGGGUUCGCUGGGAGAAGAGAUCUCUCACCAUAUCAUCACUAGCUAUUCUUUAUCACUUCUUCGUUCUGCUUCAGUUUACUGAUAUUUCCCCCGUUUGGGGGUAUAUACAGUCAGCCCUCUGUAUCCACAGGUUCUGUGUCCAUGUAUACAGAGGGCUGACUGUAUUUAAAAUGGCCUUUUAGAAUUAUAAUACCGAGGUCUAUGCUCUAUAAGUAGUCCUCUGUUGUGCAUUUAAACAAUGUCUUACUUUAAUUUUUUAAACUAAUAACCUUUUUAAUUUUUUUUUUUUUUUGGCUACACCACGUGGCCUGUGGGAUCUUAGUUCCCCAGGCCCUUGGUGGUGAAGGCGCGGAGUCCUAAACACUGGACCGCUAGGGAAUUCCCUAAUAACCUUUUAAAAUUGAGAAAUAAUUUAUAUAUGCAGAGAAAUACACAGAUCUGAGGUGUACAGUUUCAUGAGUUUUGACAAAUGUGUCAUCCGUGUAAUCACCACCCCAUCAAGAUAGACAACAUUUUCGGGCUUCCCUGGUGGCGCAGUGGUUGGGAGUCCGCCUGCUGAUGCAGGGGACACGGGUUCAUGCCCCGGUCCGCGAAGAUCCCACAUGCCGCGGAGCGGCUGCGCCCGUGAGCAAUGGCCGCUGAGCCUGCGCGUCCGGAGCCUGUUGCUCCGCAACGGGAGAGGCCACAGCAGUGAGAGGCCCGCGUACCGCAGAAAAAAAAAAAGACAACAUUUUCAUCUAUUCCCUUGUGCCCCUUCCUAUUGGUCCUCGCAGCCAAGCAACGCUUGAUCUGGUUUGUGUGCAAAUCUUUGGCAGACAUAAGCUUUUCUCUCUCUCAGAUAAAGUCCUAGGAAUGGAAUUCCUGGGUCAGGUAGGAAAUGCAUGCUUUUAUAAAUUUAUUUAUUUUGGGCAGCUUUGGGUCUUGUUGCUGCGCACAGGCUUUCUCUAGUUGCCGCGAGUUGAGGCUACUCUUUGUUGUGGUGCACAGGCUUCUCAUUGCAGUGGCUUCUCUUGCUGUGGAGCACCGGCUCUAGGCACGUAGGUUCAGCAGUUCUGGCGCACGGGCUUAGCUGCUCCGCGGCACGUGGGAUCUUCCCCGACCAAGGCUCGAAUCCAUGUUCCCUGCAUUGGCAGGAGGAUUCUUAACCACUGCACCACCAGGGAAGUCCCGCCACUACUUUUAAUAUUAAUAGUAUAAAUACUAAGAGUGUUAAUAGUGAGAGUUUAGGAGUAUGAACCACUGGAUCUAACACACUUCAUUUAUAAUUGCCUUUUGCAUCCUCUUGGCUUGAGGAGUCCCAUUUCAUCAGGCUGUCAGGAACUGGGAGUUCUUAGUUGUUUUUCUCUGACUUUGAAUCAUUUUCUCCUGGGCCUUCAAAAUUGGCGGAAUCCCGGUGGCACAUCUACGCAUCUACGGUGGCAUCACCUCUGAAGCCAGGCCCGCGAGGUGUAGAAACUUCCCGUGAAGGUGCUCUCGGUUCCUGGCUGAUACUGAGACUUUCCUUCCUGAUUCAUUUUCUUGUCUUCUGUCCUGAAGUGAAAAGUUGAUUGGAGGGACUUCCCUGGUCGUGCAGUGGUUAGGAAUCCGCCUGCCAAUGCAGGGGACACGGGUUCGAGCCCUGGUCUGGGAAGAUCCCACAUGCCGCGGAGCAACUAAGCCCGUGCGCCACAACUACCGAGCCUGUGCUCUAGACCCCAUGAGCCACAACUACUGAAGCCCGUGUGCCACAACUACUGAAGCCUGCACGCGUAGAGCCCGUGCUCCACAACAAGAGAAGCCCGCGCACCGCAAUGAAGAGUCCCCGGCUCAAUGCAACUAGAGAAAGCCCGCGCACAGCAACGAAGACCCAAUGCAGCCAAACAUUAAUUAAUUAAUUAAUUUUUAAAAAGUUGAUUGAAGAUCUCAUUUAACAAGAUGACGAGUAUGAACUUUCUUUCCUGUACCAAGUCCCAAGGACUUUUUUCUUCUUUACCCAAGUCGGUACAGAGAGCGCUGCCCUGGGGGAGCAAACCCUUCACCCUGGGCCUCCGGGCGCCCUGGGUGUGCUCAGCGUCCCCAGCUUCUCAAGGGUCCCUCAAGGCGACAGCUGUGCUGCCUCCCUCCUCUUCCUCUCUUUCUCCCUCUCUUUCCCCUACCCCUUCAUUUCCGCCCUCCCUUUUUGAAGGUAUUUAUUAUGACUCUUUACCCUUUUCAUCUCUUUCCAAUGGAGCCAGCCACCCUUCCACUCUGGCUGCCAGUUCCCUCCGACACCAGGACCAACCACCUCCUCUCUCCCCGGGGGUUUCUCACAGUUUUAUAGCAGAGCGUCUACAUUUGAGGACAGAGCCAACAGCCCAAGUGAGUUCACCAUCUUGUCAGCUUUUUAAGGGCUUCUAUGAGCACUUUAUUAAUAAAGGAGUUGUCACUGGUUGCAGGUAUUUUCUCCCACUUUGUUAUUUGCUUGCCUUUGAUUUUUUUGACCCUACAGAAGCUUUCUGCAUUUUUUUUCUUUUUCUUUAUGGCCUCUGAUUUUGGGCUCCAGGGAAGGGAAGAAAGACCUUCUCUCCAGGAUGAUGAAUACAUCAAUCCUUGUUUCAUUCUAGGACUUUCUUGGCUUCAAUUUACAUUCAAAUAUCUGAUCCACCUGGUAGAAAAGAUGAGGGUCUGGUGGCUAUUUUGAUGAUUGGUUCUCCAGUUGUCCCAAAGCAUUUAUUUGAUUAACCUAGUUUUCAAAAAACAAAAAUUUUUUUUUGCCACACCAUGGCAUGUGGGAUCUUAGUUCCCCAACUGGGGAUCAAACCUGCACCCCCUGCAGUGGACGCAUGGAGUCUUAACCACUGGACCUCCAGGAAAAUCCCCUAGUUUUCAACAUUGGUGUAAUAUUUUAUCUUCAUUAUAGUUCAGAUUCUCAUAUACUAGAAUAAAUAUUAUUUUGUUCAUUGAUAUGAAUGAGCAGGUUUUUUUUUAAUAUAUACAUAUAGAUGGCCAAGAUAACUGCUGAAAAAACCCUCAGUUUUCUUAAUCAAGGCAUGUAAAUCAAAAUAAUGAGAGAGCAAUGUUCACCUGUUGGUUUGGCAAAAAAUUUUACGUUUGGUAAUAGGCUGUCCUGGGGAGGGUAUGAGGAAACAGGUAUCCUCAUGUUGUGUCGGUGUGAAUGUAAGUGUGUGCAUGCUUUUUGGAGAACAACAUGGGAAAAGGCAUCAGUAGUUGCUUUUUUCUAAUGCAUGAACUCUUUGCUCUAGCAAUUUCACUGCUAGAAAUUUACCCUAUGGAUAAAGGUCUGCCAAAGAUAAAUGCAUGCAUAUGGUUGCAUAGUAUGUGAUUGCAAAACCCAAAAUGGUUAGCUUCUUAAAUGUCUAUCCAUUGGGAACUGCAUAAAUUAUGUACGGUACAUGCAUGCAGUAGAACACUGCGGCGGUUAAGGAGAAUGAGGAAGACUUGUGUGUGAUGAUACAAGCCAAUCUCUACAAUACGCUGAGUGAGAAAAAGCUACAAAAUAGUAAACAUACUCUGAUGCUUCUUGUAUAUGUGAAAUAAAUAAGUAAACAUGUAUGUAUGUAUAUAUACAUACAUAUAUUCACACACAUAUGCUUGACUUUGGUCUUGGAGAAUUUGAUUUACAGGAAGCUAUUAACCUUUGGGAAGAGGAAAGUUUUUGAUUUUCACUGCUUCUUUCUGGACUCUUGCAUUUUUCUAGCGUUGGCAUGUAUUGCUUUUUUAUUGUCAGAGAGGUUUUUUCCUGGGCAUUUUUGUUCUCUUUUAUACCUGUUUUGCUUUCUUUUUUAAAUAUUUAUUUAUUUAUUUAAUUGGCUGCGCUGGGUCUUAGUUGUGGCACACGGGAUAUUUGUUGCUGCGUGUGGGAUCUUCGUUGUGGAAUGCAGGGUCUUUUUUAGUUGUGGCAUGCAGAAUCUGUAGGCAUGUGGGACCUAGUUCCCUGACCAGGGAUUGAACCCGGGCCCCCUGCAUUGGGAGCGUGGAGUCUUUACCGCUGCACCACCGGGGAAGUCCCUCAGUUUAUUUUUCUUAAAUCUUAAUAUUUUUAAGCCAAGAAAAGGGGGAUUUACUGGAAAGAUACUGAGGUACCUCAUUCAAUCAAAGGAAUCGUUGGGCAACCAGCCUGCAGGAGGAGACAAGCACACCUGGGCCUCAGGAAUUUCUGGAACCAGGGGCUGGGAUGCCGGAGGCCCUUUCUUGUCUCUACUCGUCUUUGAGUAUCAGCCACAUUCUCUCUUACUCCACGUAAAAUGCAAGGAAUGAACGUGGCUGCCUCACGCAUCUGAAUUUCACAUCUUGGAUCUCCUACAGCAGGGAGAGACUGACUUCCUGAGUUCCUGUUUAACAAAAUUCCCAGGAAGGACUUCCUUUAGUCUGGCUGGGGUCAGGUGUCCUGCCCUGGACCCAUGACUCGGGCCAGGCGGGGGAGGUGUCUCUAAGUACCUGGCAGUUCCUCUGGGGUCACAUGGUUUGAGAAGAACACUUCUCAGUAGAAGGGAGGAUGCUGGGAAGAUUACACAUUCAUUUAUUCUUACUCAUUCAUCCAGUAAACGUUUAUGGAGCCUGUUAUGUCCUGGGCUCUGUGCUAUGUGCCGUGAACACAGGAACCCAGCAAAGGCUCAGCGAUCCAAGAGCUUAGGUCCCAGUGAGGGAGACGGCCUAGAAGUCACUGCCCUGUCCUGGCUCAGCCAGACCCACCCUCCCUGUUCAUGAAAGAAAGAGGAGCCCCUCUGUUGCCUGUGGCGGGGCCUCGGCAGGCCAGCUUGGGGACGUUUCCCCUGUGAGGUGCUGAUGGCUAAGGAACCCAGCCGGCAGGCCUGGCAGCCGGGGGCAGCGCAGCUGUUCCGAGUUACCCGCCAAGAGCCGGGAGGUGAAGGAAGUGGCUUCCUGUUGAGCUGAGAUCUUUGGCUCCAGCUUGGAAGUGAAGGCGUCCCCAGAAACAGAAGUGCCAGGCAGCCCACCGAGGUUCUGUGGAAUUUUCGUUAUAACGCACAGAACCCGGGCCUAGAUCAGGUGCUUGACUCCACCAGAGUCGGCGUCUCAGGCCCUCAGGCAAUGGUCAUCCUGAGCAAACACGGGAAAGGUGCUGGCUCAGCUCUGGGCCCAGCACUGGCAGGAAGGGACAACUGUGGGGUGGGGGAGGGGCGGGGGUAGGUCAGAGCCCCUCCUGGAGACUCCCCAGAUUUUCUGAUGUGCUGACUCUGCAAGAAAUGCCCACAGGAGUCACUGGUCUGAGCAAGACCUCCACCCACGAGUUACAGACCUGGCCGAGGACUGCAGCAAAGCGCUCUCCUGUAGAGCGUGAUAGAUGCCUGGGGCCAGCGACCCAAGCUGCAGUACCUGGGUUUGGGCAUCAGGGACGAGGAUUUCUACUCACUGUACCUCCACCCCAGACUACUCUGACACGCAGGUUGUUGGUCCAAGUGUGGUUUUCUCCCAUUAUCGUAUCUUAUAUGAUGUGAUGUGUGUGUGUGUGUGUGUGUGUGUGUGUGUGUGUGAUGUAUCGUUUAUACAUGAUGUAGUGUUGGUGAUUAAACUGAGGAUUUAGCCCGUAGUUUGGGGAAUGGACAGAAAUCACACCUGGAGGAGACUGUAUGUAAAUCUGACGACACUGGACUCGGAGGUUGAGAGCUUUUCUGAAGGGCCCCUGCCACCAUCACUUUUGGCAGCAAGAUAUCACGUAUCAUUCCUGCCGGGAAGGAUAUAGUGCAUCUUCAGUUGUGGCAGUGAGAAUGGAAUCAUGACAGGGUGUUUGGGGAGCUAAACGUGUAGGAGGCGGGCUGGGUUGGUAAGGGAUGGAAGGCACUGGUCAAGUGGCCACAUACACCACCCUCGGUAAACGGGGUGUCUUAGGCCCACCCCAGCACCCUUCCAUGCCUGCACCUGAAGCCUCAUGGCGUUGGGCAGCAAAGGCUGAAUUGGCUGCACCUGAAGAGAAAAGCCGAGGUCAAUUUGUGGCCAAAACCUUAGAUGAAAUGAUGCAGAAGCCACGAGAAAGCGGAGACCACACAGUAGAAAGAGGAUAUACAAAGUAGAGAGAAAAGGCAGGUGUGAGAGGAGCCCAGAGCAGACAGAGCAGAGGCAGGACUGGUGGGUCCCCAGGGCUGCCUUGGUCUCUGACAUUGGUCCAUGUUGUCCCAGUCCAUGUGGAAACCUACAGGAAACCUAGCUGGUGGAUCUGACUCUUGCAAUGCAAAGAAGCUAAGUGACACGGGACCCUACCUACAGCCUCCGUGGUUUCUGCUUUUCACCCUGUGAGGUCUCUCCCUCCUCCUUGGGGCCAUGGCUUAUUCAUCUGUUUAAUCAGAGCAUCUGGCCCUGUGCAGGGAACGUUGUAAGUGCCUAUUAAUGUUUAAAUACAUAUCUGUACUUAUCACAACAAGCCUUGGCCCAGCCCUCACCGAGAGGCUGUGGAAUAAGCAGCAGCACAGAUUUUAGAUUCAGUACCCAUAUCAGCCAUGUGCAGGGAGGUGAGCUGGGCCAAGGAGAUUCUUUCUGGGCGUCUGAAGUGGAAAACAAGUAAUGAAAAGGCAGUUAACAGUGGGAGCCAAGGCUUCAAGGACAUGUGGCGAAAUGGACAAGCUGUGUGGACAUUCAGUGUUCUUGCUUGUAACAGGGGGGUGGUUAUGAAGGAGCUCAGAAGUAGAAGAAGGAGAUCCCAGAAUGGUGGACCUGAAAGUGUUUUGCGACCUGUGAAACGAACACAGGUAUCCGUGAUCAGUAAAGCUGAUUACAGGGAGCUCUCCGGUGGUCUAGUGGUUAGGAUUCCAGGCUUUCACUGCCGUUGGCGAACUGAGAUCUCACAAGCCGCGAGGCAUGGCCAGAAAAAGAAAAAAAGAAAGAAAGAAAGAAAAAAAAGCUGAUUAUAAUUCUCAUGCAUUUUUUUGUUUUUGUUUCUUGUUUUUGUUUUUUCAGUGUAAAUAUCAGGUAUAAUCUCUAUGCUUUCUUUUUUUAAAAAUUUUUAUCAGAGUAUAGUUGAUUUACAAUGUUGUUAGUUUCAGGUGUACAGCAAAGUGAAUCAGUUAUACCUAUACAUGUAUCCACUCUUUUUAAGAUUCUUUUCCCAUAUAGGUCAUUACAGAGUACUGAGUAGAGUUCCCUGCGCUAUACAGUAGGUGCUUAUUAGUAAGUCUCAUGCAUUGUUGCCAAUCUACUUGUGUGACUGUAAUAGGGAGAAGAAACUUUGUAUUCUCUUACAAGUUAGUCACUAAAGGAAUGUUGCCUAUAAACUUAAAUUAUACAUAAUGGCCCAUCUCUGGGAACCCUGCCUCCCAGGUAAUGAGCAUUAAGCUAAAAUACCUUUGUUUAGCUCACGGGAAACAUCCUGACAGGGUCCACCUAUAAGUGGCUGCAGGAAGGAAGAAAUUUUUUGUUUUCUUGGCUGUGUGUUGGGUCUUCGUUGCUGCACACGGGCUUUCCCCAGUUGCAGCGAGCGGGGACUACUCUUCGUUGCGGUGCACGGGCCUCUCACGGCGGUGGCUUCUCUUGUUGCGGAGCACGGGCUCCAGGUGCGUGGGCUUCAGCAGUUGUGACCCACAGGCUUAGCUGCUCCGCGGCAUGUUGGAUCUUCCCCGACCAGAGCUUGAACCCGUGUGCCCUGCAUUGGCAGGUGGACUCCCAACCACUGCACCACCAAGGAAGUCCAGGGGGGAGGAAAUGAACAUAUCCCCUCCAGAGUCUGGCAGGAACCAGGACUACCUCCUCACCUUUUAGCAUAAAAGAAGCCUGAAUUCUGACUCAGGGAAGAUAGUUCAUUGAGACACUAGUCCACCAUCUUCUUGGUCUACUGGCUUUCCAAAUAAAGUUGCUAUUCCUUGCCCCAACGAUUUGUCACUUGAUUUAUUGGCCUGUCAUGAGGUGAGCAGGAGGCGCUUGGACUCAGUAACGUGACCUUGGACCUGACCUGGAGUCCUCUUUCAUACAUUCUGGACGAAGGUAACUGCUUUGCUGGAUCGGUGUGAGGAAGCAGUGUGUAAGGCAGAAAAAGUGCUUCCUACCCCGUAAGGAAACAUGGGGAGUUUCUUAAAUAAAGCAGAUUCCUGGCACCCCAUCUCUGCCAUCUUACUAAAUUGGGAUUCUUUGGGGAUGGAGCCUAGGAAACUGAAUUUUAAAUAAGCAUUUCCAGUGACUGACUAGGGUGGUCCAAGGAGACUUAGGAAAGACUGAAAGGUGUGUGUGUGUGUGUUUGGGGUGGGGAAGACUACUUUCAUAUGUGGCCACAAGGUGGCAGCAGAGAGAUGAGAAAAAUGUCUCCGGUGAGUGCUCCGCCCCCCCCCCGCCCCCGCCCCCGACCGGCUGAGAGUGGGCAGACAUGGGGAUGGGUUGCAGGAGAAGGUGGGCCCUGUACUGUGGCACCCUCUCCUUUGCCAGGUGGAGUUUGUUACUGCAGACUAACCCCCUGUGACCACCUGUCUCAUUACCAGAUUUUAUGGACGCUCUGCUUUUGCCAAACUCUGCCGGCAGAAACUGCAUUAGCGUGACCUUGGCUGGGCUGUGGGUGGUGGUGAGUAUGGACGGCAAGCGAUGUCACCUGCACAGGGCAGCUGACUCAAAGGACACCAGUGCAUUACUGGAAAGCGGGGCCCUCCACCCCCACUGCCAGGCUUGUGGUUCCAGGUGUUUCUUAAAAGACCUGUCCACCUGCAUCAGUCCUGUUUCAGUCAUGAGGGGAUUGGGUCUGUGGCUGGGGAGCUGGCUGAAGCCCAGGCAAAGGCUGCUGGGAUGGGGUGAGGGCAGGGAACUCAGGAUGGGGCAGCUGCCUCUGGAAGAAGCCAGGAUGUCCCUGGCUGCCGCCGUAGGGGUAGUAAGAGGAUUAGGUGUCAGUCCCUAACCCAGCCCGGAACUAACACCCUCCUCCACUAACAGCCCCUUCCCCCUCACUCACAGCACCCUGGCCUGCCCCCGUCGGAGCUUGCCAAACUCAGAAUAACCCCGGGGACCAGACGGUGGGAUGGCAGGGGCUCUGCUCAGUGCCCUGCUCCUCUUACAGCUGCUGGGCAGAGGUGAAGGGAAGAACGAGGAGCUGCGUCUUUACCACCACCUCUUCGACAACUAUGACCCAGGACGCCGACCAGUGCAGAAGCCUGAGGACACUGUCACCAUCACCCUCAAAGUCACCCUGACCAACCUCAUCUCACUGAAUGAGAAAGAGGAGACCCUCACCACCAGCGUCUGGAUUGGAAUCGACUGGCAUGAUUACCGACUCAACUACAGCAAGGGCGAUUUUGGGGGCAUAGAAACCCUGCGGGUCCCUUCAGAACUCGUAUGGCUGCCAGAGAUUGUGCUGGAAAACAAUAUCGACGGCCAGUUCGGUGUGGCCUAUGAAGCCAACGUGCUGGUCUCGGAGGGCGGCUACGUGAGCUGGCUGCCCCCGGCCAUCUACCGAAGUAUCUGCGCCGUGGAGGUCACCUACUUCCCUUUCGACUGGCAGAACUGCUCUCUUGUUUUCCGCUCGCAGACGUACAAUGCAGAAGAGGUGGAGCUCGUCUUUGCUGUGGACGACGAUGGCGACGCCAUCAGCAACAUAGAUAUCGACACUGAGGCCUAUACUGAGAACGGGGAGUGGGCCAUCGACUUCUGCCCCGGGGUGAUCCGCCGCCACGACGGUGGCUCUAAUGAUGGUCCAGGGGACACUGAAGUCAUCUACACGCUCAUCAUUCGCCGGAAGCCGCUCUUCUACGUUAUUAACAUCAUCGUGCCUUGCGUGCUCAUCUCGGGCCUAGUACUGCUCGCCUAUUUCCUGCCGGCACAGGGUAUGGAGUCGCCCAGACCCCAAACCCGGGCUCCCUCCUGGGGGGGCGGGGCCUGCUCUCACCAGGUACUCCCUCCAGCCGGCGGCCAGAAAUGCACCGUCUCCAUCAACGUCCUGCUCGCCCAGACCGUCUUCUUGUUCCUAAUUGCCCAGAAAACCCCAGAGACAUCUCUGAGCGUGCCGCUGCUGGGCAGGUACCUCAUUUUCGUCAUGGUGGUUGCCACGCUCAUUGUCAUGAAUUGCGUCAUCGUGCUCAACGUGUCUUGUCGGACGCCCGCCACUCACGCCAUGUCCCCGCGGCUGCGCCACGUCUUACUGGAGCUGCUGCCCCAACUCCUGGGCUCGCGCGCACCCCCCGAGGUCUCCCGGGCCGCCUCGCCCCCAAGGCGGGCGUCGUCCUUGGGCCUACUGCUCCGCGCGGAGGAGCUGAUACUGAAAAAGCCGCGGAGCGAGCUCAUGUUUGAGGGGCAGAGGCACCGGCACAGAACCUGGACUGCUGCCCUCUGCCAGAGCCUGGGCGCCGCCGCCCCCGAGAUCCGCUGCUGUGUGGAUGCCGUGAACUUCGUGGCCGAGAGCACGCGAGACCAGGAGGCCACCGGCGAGGAGGUGUCCGACUGGGUGCGCAUGGGGAAGGCCCUCGACAACAUCUGCUUCUGGGCCGCUCUGGUGCUCUUCCUUGUUGGCUCCAGCCUCAUCUUCCUCGGGGCCUACUUCAACCAAGUGCCCGAACUGCCCUACCCGCCCUGUAUGUAGCUGUGAGCCUGCAGCCACGGUGACAAACGUUCCCACCCAUCUCCAGGAGGAAAUCUGAAAAACAAGUUGCUGCCACUGCUUUAUUACGAUCCUUUCGUACUGCCAACGAUAAAUCUGUAUUCAGCCUCGC